This is a messenger RNA of Paramuricea clavata, 11746 nucleotides long. NCBI's taxonomy places the organism in Eukaryota, Metazoa, Cnidaria, Anthozoa, Malacalcyonacea, Plexauridae. The record is from the annotation of a GenBank genome assembly.
GUGAAGAUCACUGCAGGUUCUGGGAGUCGUUAUACCGUCUGGGCGGGACAAGGAGUGUUAGCAACAGCUUCUGGUGAGAAUGUUUUAAGGUAUGCAAACGUAGGUGUCCAGUUUGGAUAAUGUAUGAUGUUAUUCAAUAUUCCGCUGCCAUUAUUUAUGUUUAUGUGAACUACCUAAAAGCUACACCUGAAAAGGGGAGAUCUAUAGUGUAACAUGCCUAUAACCAAGCUUUAGAGUUACCGGGUCGCAGCCGAAGAGGCGAGAAACCUCUAGGAAGUUUUUGAUUUUCUAAUGUUGGAAAUGUUUAGUAGUAACACUAGUCACUGAUAGGCAAUUCCAGCUUUUAGUUUAUGCGUGCAGGGGGUGAUGGGAAGUAAGGUAUCAUAUUGCUGAAAAUGCUGAAAAAGUAAAAAUGACGGCCGUGUAAACACAGAGUGGUGGCUUAAACUUGUUAAUGUUGAAAUAUUUCGGUUGUUUCGGCAGUUUUUAUUGAUUUUUUUAGCAUAAUCAGCAAUAUGAUACGUUACUUCCCGUCACCCCUGCGCGCAUAAACUAAAAGCUGAAAUUGCCUAUUGAUAAAAUCACAGUUUCAAUUCACUUUAUAAACACUCUCAAAACACUAAACAUUGUACUUUCGAAACUAAUUAAUAUUCUAAAUUAAUUAAUAUUCUAAACUGCGAGUUAAACUAAUUAAUAUUCUAAACUACGAAAUGUUUGACACUAUAAAGUUAAAACAUUUUUUCCCGUCUCUCACAAUUACAAAAAAGGUGUUUGUGGUAAUAUUUGGGACGCUAACCAACCAGAAAUUGGAUAAAUCCCAUUGAAUCCAUUCAUGCAGUAUCUGAUUUAUUUCUCUGCAUGAACUUGAAACAUUCCGGUUCGGUUGACUCAUUGCUACUUACCGGGCUGCGUACGUAGUAUUAUACAAAAGAUUGUCAUGAUUUGUGUCUGAACUACCUCAAACCUUUGGUCCAAUGUAGAUAUGGUAUCCUAUCAAAUAUUUAAAUAAACACGAUGCCAUAUGGUAUUUGCUUUAUCUAUAGAAUGUUGGAUAUAGGUCGCAAUGAGAAUUAUGUCCUGGGACUAGAGAGUGCUGCUUAUGAACAAGGUGAAUGCAUUACGUGCAUUGCGUAUUCCUCCAUGAAAGGUGAGUGACGUUUGAAGUAUGCUAGAUGUGCAUGAUAUUAUACUGUAUUUUAUUUAGAUUUUAGGAUAUUUGGGCAUCUCACUCUCGACUAAACCAACGCUCCUGUAUGACCCUGUAGAUUAAAAAUUUCAAUUCCUGCCGUAGGGCCCAUAGCAUUUUCCGCGGCUGCUCCUGGUUGGGUUUGAAGAAAGUAAUUUUAAAAUUAUAUAUGAAACUCUUUUCCCGAUUUUUUAUACCUUUGACUGAAAACAAUGAGCUGCCGCCAUCUUGGAUUUUGUUUUCAUCUCAUUAAUGAACGGUGGUUUUGGUGAUGUAACAAGCAGGGUUAGCCCAUAGAAAUAUAGAAUGCGUACUUGAUCACGAAUCAUGUUUCGACUUUUUCUCAAGCAUACCCUUUCAAAUCCGCCAGAUUGAAUUUGACUAUUGGAGUGAGAAAUAUAAAGUAGCUAUAAACAAAGCUAAGAAUAAGUUUUCAUCGUCCAAAAGUUUUGAUUUCCUGUCUAAUUUUCAGUUUGAGGAAAGGUUUAAAAAUAUUAGGUUCUUUGAAGGCUCAAAAGCAACUUCGGUAUUCAAGUUCACAUUUACUCGUUUUAACUGUAAUUAACUAAUAUAAAGUGUUGCAUCUGUUGUUCGUUUACUAAAACGGUAAAACAAAGUAAUUUCGCGUGGUCAUAAUUUACUCUUAAAACUUUUUUUGCAUGCUCUGAGCAGUUUUGUUGCAUUUUGUGAACUUCAAUUUAAUGUAAAAUGUUUAACUGAAUUGCUUCGUAAAAUGUUUUGAAAUGUUAAUUCAACCACACUGUUUUUGGCGAAAAACUGUUUUUACUAAUGUCCUGUGAUGAAAAAAAAAGUUCAAAUUGUUGUUUAAUUUCAGUUCGGUUCUUUCACAUUUUUCCUUUUUUCUUAAGUUAAAUUGAAAAAGAAAAGUUUACGCAGUGCGUGUUUUACGCAAGAAGUUGAAGAACAAACUUCAUAAAGCCGGUUUUCCACUAGCGAUUUUUUUCGCGCGAAGCGAAUUUAUCCUUUGUCUUUGGGCAAUUUGUUCCAGAUGGUUGCAGCUGAGAGCUCUAAAACAAUAGCAAAAUGUCGCUUCGUGCGAAAAAAAUCGCUAGUGGAAAACCGGCUUAAACAUUAAAUAUUCAAAGCGAACUUGCCUCCGACUAUAUUUUAUAUUUACAGGUAUUCUUGCUGGUGGGACAAACCUUGGUAAGAUAGCGAUGUGGCAUGCUGUGAAGAAUAAGACUGGAGCAGAGAUUGAUGGCGAGAAAAAAUGGGAGUUGUCGUCCCCUUCAGUUAUACAAGAGCCUGUUUUACAACUGCAGGUUUGACGUUCUUUAUUUACUAGAAUAUUCUCUUCAGUUUUUUGGAGUUAACCAAAACAAUUUGCAACGGGAUCCCAACACUUGACAUCCAUGUCAUCUUACGUGUAUGAGUCGUGGAAGAAAUUUAGUUUGAGGGCAAUAUGGGGCUUUCAUCAGAGCAUGCAAGCGCCUUUUCACCUCUGAGAUCAUGUGUUCGAUUCUCGCUGUGAACACAUGACAAUUAUGUGUAUUUCGCAUAGAAAACGUCCUCGUCUAUACAGAGUGUAUAAAAAAACUGAACAGAUUUGAAAUUGCUCUCAAUUUCGCAAAACAGCUAUUAGUAUCCAGUUUUUUAUAUAUAUGGCUUCUUUGGGUACUUAUAAUGUAGAAUAAUGAAAAAAAUUUCGCGAACACAAAUUUUGUAAACCAGGGGGGGGGUGUCUUUUCCGACAAAAAAUUUAAAAGCUACAAUCGUAUUUUGAGUUAUUGGAUGAAAAAGGGGUUGGGUGUUUAAUUGCUGCACGAAAUUUCAGACAAUUUGCUUCAGUUUAAGCCCUUGCAAUGCAACUUGCAUGCUUUAUUAAUGCAUUUGCCCAAUUUGCAUAUGUCAGCAAUAUGCAAAUUAGGUAAAGGCAUUAAUUAAGCAUGCGGAAGGCUGAUUUUUUAGGAAAAAAUGCAGCCUAGUCCCAGUCGUUCUGAAGCAAGCGCGAGAAAAAAAGUGGAUGUAGUACGAGACUGGGGCCUAGGUGUGACGUCACCGCUCAAGGUGCUUCACUAGGCUCUCUCGCUGAAGCGUUCCGCACAGCACACAGAAAUUUUUUUCGUUGUUCUACCUUAUAAGUACCCAAAGAAGCUAUAUACAUCAAAAACUAGAUACUAAUGGCUGUUUUGCGAAAUUGAGAGUAAUUUCAAAUCUGUUCAGUUUUUUUUUAUACACCCUGUAUAUAACCAGCUUUACGUUUUCUGUUUGUUAGUGGGGCGGAGGUAAGGGACUUCUUGGUGCCAAUGUUGGAUCAUCAGUUGUCAUCCUCAAAGAGCAAAUAAUGAAUAUACAUUUUAACGACAUGGUAAGUUAGAACUUUGUAUUGUAAAGCAGUCUUCCACUUCUGCUUUUAAUUAACAGCAACUGGCUAAGUCUCCGUCGCUUUUAUGCCGGAACGAGAACUGAACAAUUAAAGUCAGUCACUCGACUCGUCGAUCAACUCUUCUUAGUUGUAUACAUGGUAUUAAUUAACGCAUUAAACAAACCUGAAUGAUUUGUGUUUGAACAAUGUGAACGUGGUUCAAAGUUCAAACCCGAAAUUUUGCCCUAAAUUUUAGAUCAAUCGAUGUAACUACCUACCGUACCGGCUGGUAUAACCGUAUAAGCUCCCAUAUCGUCAUCGGAAUUGAUCGUGUCCGCAAAUUGGAUUUUUCGUUAUCGGCUUAUGCCUAAGUAAACUCGAAUUAGCGAUCUGUGCCAGUGUAGGUAGUGUCAAAAACACCAUCAUGAGAUAAAUACAGAUGGAUAUGGAUUCAAUCCCUUUGUCGAGAAGUUGGUAGCCAAACUACUACAUUCCCGACGAAGGUUGUUCGCUCGAAACGUCGCAGUUUUACUUGUAUUUUUCAGGUAAUUGAAUCCCUAUUCAUCUGCUUUUCUCUCAUGGCCAAGUAGUAAUAACUUAUCUUCAUUUUUUAUGCAGGUUGCUGCAAUACAAAUCUCCCCCAGUCAGUUAACGAUAGAGAAUUUUGCCACAGAUUAUUGUCACGAUCUUAAAACAGAUAUACAUAUCAAAGGAGUUUACAUGCUCAAGGUAAGAUCAAUUUCUACUUAAAUGUGCAAAUAAUAUGUAGCCGAUAAAUUAUAUCCAGAAGUUGCAGUGGUUUGUAUCUGAACUAAAUGAAUAAGAUUGGAAAUACUUCGUGGUCAAGUGCUUUUUUCAGGUACUCUAUAGACAAAACCUAUGGCAGAGCUUAUUGUAGAAUACUACCACAGAGUAGAUACAUACAGAGCUGGAACUAGCCGUUGUAAACACGGCGGAAACUUACGUUUUCAUGUACCUACUUUUUUUCAGGUGACCGGCCAAAAAAUGAUCAACUGCGCGUGCUUGGCAAGUUCCGCGAGCAGUUAAAGCGAGUCGCCAUCCAACGGGAUGCAUGCAUCUAGUAACUUGCCGAGCAUGCGCGCAAAAAAGUGGGUACACUAGUUAUAACUCUGUAUAUGUAGCUACUCUGUGAUACUACCUACAAUGGACCACCACUUUGAAGAUAUCUUUUUUAGGUAGUUCAGACACAAACCAUUACCUACACUGGACUACCAUGCACGUUUGAGAUAUCUUGAUUCUUGAGAAAAAUUUGUAAACAUGUUUUCCCAGGAUCACGUGAUUGUCUGGGAUGGCAAACGUGUUGUCGUCUAUGAAGUUUCUUCCGACAUGGUGAUGGUGAGAGCUGCCGGUAAAUAAUCUUUCUUUCUCUAGUUCUCAUAUCUUACCAUUACUAGGCAAGUUCUGUGAUGGUGUUUGGAUGUAUUCUUUGCCGUCCAUAGUGCCCACCGUUAUAUAUUUGCCACAAAAAAUCGGGGAUGCCGUAGUAUGAUGUAAUAGAGACCUUACGAUGUAGGACGGCAACGCAACGACAACGGCCAGAAUAAAAUCAUUCAAAUAAACGAUUGUAAUGAAUAUUUGUAUAGACUAUUAUUGAUCGUAUGAAUUUAAAACUGCUUGGUUAGCUUGAAAUAGUGGCUUUAUCGUUGAGAAAGUUUCGCUGUGAGUACUGAGCUAGUUUCGUUGCGAAAUGUUGUAAAAUGCGGAUAAUAUAGCUCUGCGAAGAUUGCCGUUUUUCACUCAUUUUGUAUUACGCACGGGAAAUUGAUACCGCUUUCUGAAAAAAGGUAUAUUUUGUGAUGCUCUUUCAAGCUGUGAUGAGAUUUUUAUCUAGAUAAUAGGUCCAUUGUUCGUUUCUUUUCUUUUCUUUUCUUAAAAAUUAUAAAUCACAUUGUUUGAAUAGCCGUCGUAGUCACGUUGCCGUCCCACAUCGCAAGUACUAGAUAAAACAUGAGCAGCCGAUAUGUAUCUAAUAUACAAACUUAAACCGAAACUUAAAAAAUGACCCAUCUUAUGAGUUCAUUGGCGAAGUAAUUUUAAAAAUAAACAUUGUCUAAGCCGAGAAAAUCAAAGCUCAAGUUUAUGUAAAUCAGGACAAAUCUUUAUCCAAUUUACAAACAUUGAUUAAACAUUCAUUUCUUUUGUAUUUUCCUCGUGAAUUAUUAAUACCCUUUUUAGUGCAGAGUUUCUUUGAAACUGUGCACUAUUGUGAUGAGUGGGAAAAUUCACAUCAGUCAGUCAGUCAAUCAGUCAUAGAGUAAACUUUCCGGGGGGUGUAUUAUGUGUAUACGAUUUAUGUUUGUAGUGAUUUAUUGUGCUUUGAAGGUUAUUUAGGCAAUUUCAGUUGUUUUAUUUAAAUAUUCUUUUGUCCUUUUGCCAAGUUCACAAAAAUUUCGAGGAAUCGUUGUCGUUAUUGUAAAUUUUUGUAAAUUUUAUAACAUUCGCGUCUCAUGUUGUGUGAAGGAUCUUUCCCCCCGGAAAACCCAUUUUUUUCUUUAGCAACGCAAAUGCGCAUGCGCUAUCAAGCCGUAGAUCACGAUGGCGUGACGAUGGUAGGAAGGAGCGCUGGAGCGACACAGUGUUGUUUUCAAAUUAUAAACAUUUUGGACGUGAAUAUUGAGUAAAUCUUUGAGAAUCUACGGAAUAUAUAAAUCGAUGUUAUGCAUUAAGGGCAUUCAAUUAAGUACCGAUAUUAUUUUGACGGUAUAUUCAUUAUACAAAGCUAGGAGGCAGCGAGACAAGUGUUGUUUCGAAAUGUAUAAACAUUUCAGACGUGUAUUAUAUUGAGAAAAUCUUUGAGAUUCUACGCAAUAUAUAAAUUGAUGUUAUGCAUUACGGGCAUUCAAUUAAGUACCGAUAUUAUUUUGAGGGUAUAUUCAUUGUACAGAGCUAGUAGGAAGCAGCGAGACAGUGUUGUUUUGAAAUGUAUAAACAUUUCAGAUGUGUAUUAUAUUGAGAAAAUCUUUGAGAUUGUACGCAAUAUAUAAAUUGAUGUUAUGCAUUUAUACGGGCAUUCAAUUAAGUACCGAUAUUAUUUUGAGGGUAUAUUCAUCAUUGUACAGAGCUAGGAACUGAAGCAGCGAGACAGUGUUGUUUUCAAAUGUAUAAUCAUUUCAGACGUGUAUUAUAUUGAGAAAAUCUUUGAGAUUCUACGCAAUAUAUAAAUUGAUGUUAUGCAUUACGGGCAUUCAGUUAAGUACCGAUAUUAUUUUGAGGGUAUAUUCAUUGUACAGAGCUAGGAACAUCUAUGGCUAGGAAGCAGCGAUGUAUAAACAUUUCAGACAUAAAUAUUGAGAAAAUCUUGGUUUACGUGUCUAGCACAAGUCGCACAACGCCAACGGUGCAAACUCGUGUUCAGUGCAACGAGAACUCUACCAUAUCUUACGAGAUUCUAUCUGUAUCAAAGCUUGUCAAAACUGCUAUAAACACUGCUAUAACUGUGAAACCAUUGAAAUCUAAAGUGACGUUAUUGAAUACAUGCGAAAAGCUGAAAAUGCAGUCAUGAACACAACGCGACCUUCAAAAUAACUCAAAGGUCAGUGAGACUUGUUAUUGUGAACACGUCACAACUAGGUUAAAAUGCGGAAGCGGAUGCAAAACGGAGCGGCUCCGCGGAACGGAUAUGGAGAUAAAAUGCGGAACGGAACGGAUUUGGAUAAAAUCGCCUCUUUUUUACGUUUCCGUGUUUUAGAUUUAUGUUUUUUUGUAAUGGAAUACAACGUCGUAGUGCUUAUUAUUCAUAACGUAUCUUAUACAGCUAUUUCAAUUAAAGUUGUGACUGAGACAAUAGUCAAAUGUACAAUAUGGGCGCUAAAACGAUGAUGGCAAUAAUCAUAGAUUUAAAUAAGUUUAGCAUAUCAGUAGUCUUGUGGGGAUACAUACGGCGACAGCUCCAAUAAAUUGUGUCAGUUCCACGAGGCACGACGUUUCUGAUGUAUUAGGCUUGUUUUAAACGUCGAGUUACUCGUGUGCCGAACGCAUUAAAAACAAUAGAUAAUGAGAUGAAAUGCCUAUGGUAACUGUUUAUUUCGUAGUGUAACCCAUCAGCUUUUCUAGGUUGUCGGCGAUCCUAUAUAAUUCUUGCAGUGUCUUUCAAUUUCAAACUUUAUAACAUUAUAACAGAAAUUAUGCCUUGUCACUAUAAUAUUAUAUGGGGAAAUAAAUAAUAUUACGUAACUCUCGUUAUUCUUCAACCGUAAAGUAUUAUAUUAACCAGAUCUUAGCCUUUUUACUGUUGUAACAGUUCCGCGCGCUACUACGACAUGUGAUUAAGGCUAUAAACCACGCUUGAAAAGCUAUGCAAUUAAUAAGCAUGCCUUAUAGCGUUUGUCUUUGAAACUCUGCACUAUCCUUGGAUCCCUAGUCUUUUAUACUACUUAAAAGAUUUAAGUGGCAAAGUUAUAUAUUUAAAAAUUAUAAUAUAGCAUGUGUAAAUUCUGAACGCUGAUUGGCUACGAGCCGUGUUGAUAUAACUGAAUAUCAACACGGAUAAUUUAUUUGGCUUUAUAUUUCUUUGUGCUAUAUUAUAAAACAAAUAUAAAACAUUUUUUCCGUAUUGAUAAACAGUUGUGUAUAUCAACACUCGUGGAAAUUGGGAAAACUCGAAAUUGUGGGAAACCACUCAGCCCUACUCCGCCCUCUGGGCGUCGUGUUUCCACACAAUUUCUUGUUUUCCCUAUCUCCACUCGUGUUGGUAUACACAACUGUAUAUCAACGCGGAAAAUGUUUUAUAUUUGUUAAAUAUAAAACAUUUUCCGUGUUGAUAUACAGUUUUAGUAUUUUUGCACAAGCUAGUGAACAUAAUAAAUCCUACAAGUUGAUUGGUCAAAUUUAACGUAUUAAGCUCUUAUAUUCACCUACAGGUGAAUAUAACAAAAUCGAAAUUUUCAAAAUGGCGGCUAGCCGUUUUGUGGAAGUUACUGUUAAAGAAAUCAGCGAAAUUAAAAUAAAUUCAGUCCCAAAAAACACAAAAGACUUGUGUAAAAAUACUAAAACAAUUAUUCGCCUCAGGUUCGGUGAUUAUCGGGGAAUAUUAUACCUCAAAUUUAAAUUGUCCAAUCAGGAAGCUAGAUUUGUACCACGUGAGCAUGAAAUUUAUCAUCGUAUCGCGCUUACGUCAUUCGUAUUUGGUGCAGCAGGAAGUUUCAGUCAUAUUCACCGGUGAAUAUGAGUCAAAUUCACCGGUGAAUACGAUUCGCGUAGACCACGCGAGACAACACGCAUGACAACAACAUGGCCGACAAAGUAUAAAUAGUAUUGAUGAGUGAUGAAUAAUCUGGGUAAAUGACUGUAAAACCUGGGGCUUUUUCAAAAUUUUGAAGUAAAUUUUGAAAAAUGUUGUCAAUAUUCCAAACGAUAUGUGAUUCGAAAGAAAAGCGACGAUACUUGCGUUAAUCCGAAAAUAAAACAUCGUAUUCACGAAGGUAUGUGUCAAGUUUUUAUUUCUCAACUUGGAGGCUUUUAAUUUUCGGUAUAAUAUAUCAUUUAUAGACCCUCCGCUCGGGGGAUUCGGCGAAAUAUUUCCCGAAGUGAUGAUAUUUCCCUCGGGCUUCGCCCUCGGGAAAUAUCAUCACUUCGGGAAAUAUUUCGCCGAAUCCCCCUCGCUCCGGGUCUAUAAAUGAUAAAUAUUCACCUCGACUUCGUCUCGGCGAAUAUUCCCCGAUAAUCACCUCGCCUUCGGCGAAUAAUUGUUAAAUAUCAACACGAGUGGAAAUUGGGAAAACGAGAAAUUGUGUGGAAACAACACGACGCCCGGAGGGCGGAGUGUUUUCACACAAUUUCGAGAAAGAAAUUUUCCGUGUUGAUAUUGAGUUUUGUCAGAAAGAAAUUUCUGUCAGAAAGACUUUCCAAUUUCGAGAAAGAAAUUUUACGUUACGUCCAGAAUUUACAAGUGCUAUAUUAUUAAUAUAUAUUAAUAUAUAUAUAUAUUAAUAAUGCUAUAUUAAUAAUGCUAUAUUAUUAAUAUAUAUUAAUAUAUAUAUUAUUAAUAUAUAUAUAUAUAUAUAUAUAUAUAUAUAUAUAUAUAUAUAUAUAUAUAUAUAUAUAUAUAUAUAUAUAUAUAUAUAUAUAUAUAUAUAUAUAUAUAUAUAUAUAUAUAUAUAUAUAUAUAUAUAAGAUUAAAGUGAAGAAGUUUUAAGCUAUAGGAGUAUAGCUAUACGUCCGCAUUAAUCCUUUUCCGAACACUCCGGUUUUGAUAUUUUGAAAACGCAUCUAACACAAAAUCUCACUACAGACACUAGUGUUUGGGAUUUUUUCAUAAAACGCGAUUGUCGAACAGAAAGGAAAAAUGAGCUUGGACGAUAUUUGAGUUCGGUAAAUUGGGACAUAAUCGAUGCUGUGGAAAUCUGUGAGGAUAAACUUUCCUUUUUAGAAGAUAUUAUUAAAAUUGGGUUGGAUCAUAUUAUGCCCUUGAAAGAAACUAUGACUCAUUCUCUCAACGCUCCAUGGGUUACACCUGAAUUUAUCCACCUCAUUAAAUGUCGUCAACAAUAUUUUGCUAAAAUGGAUUUUAUUACCUACCGAUUCUACCGUAUCCUUGUAAACAGGGAAAGAAAGUCUUUGCGAGAACAUUAUUUUUCUAGUAAGGUAAAAUAUCUGAAGAAUGCAAAGCCCUCAGCAUGGUGGAAAGAAUUGAAAAAUAUAGCAGGUAUGCAGGUACCAACUUCAGGUGAGGACUUGACUGCACAGCUACAUAUUGACAACAUUGACAAAGAGAACCUGUCUGUUACUACAAAUAAGAUCAACCAAACAUUUCUAGAGCCUAAGCUCUCCAUAGCAACCCAUAUGCAGUUCAACGUAUAGGAUCGGACCUGAUUAAGAAUUUUCAUAUAUUACGGAGUACUCCACAUAUAAUAUCCUCCGAAACUUAAAUGUACGAAAAGUUGGUGGCCCAGACGGAAUUUCCAACUGGAUUCUUGGGGAAUAUGCCGUAAUUCUGGCAAAACCAAUUUCUUCGAUUUUGAACAGCUUCUAUAAAGAAGAACACCCCCCUUCAUCACGGAAACAGGCUGAUAUUACCCCAAUCCCAAAAGAAAAGCUAAUUAUAGAAGUGAACAAACAUCUUCGACACAUAUCACUUACACCAUCUAUCUCAAAGGUGGCCGAUGAUUAUAUUGUCACUAAUUACAUAGCACCUGCAGUUCUCGAAAUUAUUGAUCGCAGCCAGUAUGGCGCUAUCAGAAAGGCGUUUGAUCUGAUCGAUCACAACAUUUUAGCAAAGAAAAUUGACGAGUUGUCACAAUUCCUCGAAAAGUAGCAUGUUGGGCAGUGGAUUUUCUGAUGAACAGAUUCCAAAGAACUGAACUAUCGAAUGUAUAUUCAGAUUGGGAAAUGGUACCAUCCGGUGUUCCCCAAGGGAUCAAGUUGGGCCCAUGGCUGUUUUUGCUAAUGAUCAAUGACCUCCACCUAGACGAUACAGAUUUAUGGAAUUCCCAAAGGCAGCAACAGUAACAUCCAAGUUGCAACUUCUAAAGUCGAAAACUGGUCUUUAGACAUAAACUAACAAAAUGUAAAGAACUGAGAAUUGAUUUCAAGAAGAGAAAACAACAUUUUCAUCCUGUCAUGGUAAGCGGCAGACCAGUUGAAGUUGUUAAUCACGCAAGUCACGCAAAAUUGCUUGGUUUGACAGUUUCCGACUUGUUGCCUGGAAUAAGCACAUUGAAGAAACAAUGGAUGACUUACGCUUUAGAAAAAUUUUUAAUCUGGGAAUAACAAAGGAUAUUUUCUGAAAGAAGUUAUCAAAAUUAGAAAAACUGCAAAGUUUGGUUGCGAAAUGUUGUAAAAUACGGAAAAUAUAGCCCUGCGAAGUUGGCGAAUUUGUAUAUAUUUCUAUUACGUGCGGAAAUUGGUAACUAAUUUAGUUACCAAUUCACGCACGUAAUACAAAAGUAUACAAAUUUGCCAACUUUGAAGGGCUAUAUUUUCCGUAUUUUACAACAUUUCGCAACCAAACUUUGUAAUAUUACUAAUUCCAAAACGCUCUUUCCAGCUGUGGUGAUAGAUUUCGUUGUUCGUACUUAGAUUAAAAUUUAGUCUAAAGCGCAAGUCGUCCAUUAAAAAAGCAAACAAACGAUUAUAUUGUCUUGUUCAACUAAGACGGGUAAGAGUUCCUGAGAAAGAAAUUGUGCAAUUCUAUUGUUCUUGUAUUAGACCCGUCUUCGAAUACACAGCUCCAGUUUUACAUCACACUCUACCAAAAUACCUGGAAGAAGAUUUAG